AUGAGCCAGCUACUCACGGCGCGACAGGCGGAGGAGCUACACAAGUCAAUCAUUGCCUACUUGGCUUCCGCGAACCUGCCUCAGAGCUCUAUUGCGCUACGAGAAGAACUGGGCGAUUCAGUUACUGUUGACGACUCCACAUUGAAGAAAUAUGAGGGACUUCUAGAGAAGAAAUGGACCAGUGUGGUCCGACUACAGAAAAAGAUUAUGGACUUAGAAUCACGGUGUGCCUCGCUCCAGGCUGAGCUGGAUACUGCGACUCCAACCUCCUUAUCUCGACGAAACCAAGAUCCCGCCUCGUGGCUGCCCCGGGCACCAGCUCGCCACGACCUCGAAUCGCACCGAUCACCAAUCACCUGCGUCGCUUUUCACCCUAUUUUCUCAUCCCUUGCGUCUGGCUCGGAAGAUACAACCAUUAAGAUUUGGGAUUGGGAGCUGGGUGAGCUUGAACGGACUAUCAAGGGACACACUAGGGCUGUCUUAGAUGUGGAUUAUGGUGGCCCGCGAGGGGGUACUUUGCUUGCAUCUUGUUCCUCCGAUCUCACAAUCAAACUGUGGGACCCUGCAGACGAAUAUAAAAAUAUCCGAACCUUACCAGGCCAUGACCACAGUGUAUCUGCAGUUCGCUUUAUCCCGUCAGGGGCUGCGGGAUCUCCAAUGUCAGGAAAUCUCCUGGUAUCAGCAUCUCGUGAUAUGACACUACGAAUUUGGGAUGUGACAACAGGUUACUGCGUGAAAACAUUACAGGGCCAUGCUGCAUGGGUGCGUGAUGUCACACCUUCUCCAGAUGGUCGGUUCUUGUUUUCGGCGGGCGACGACCAAAUUCCUCGAUUGUGGGAUGUUUCGUCAGGAGAGACCAAAUCGACAUUCUUGGGACACGACCACUACAUUGAGUGUGUUGCAUUUGCUCCAUCCACAAGUUACCCACACCUUGCAGCUCUUGCAGGUCAGAAAAAACCGCCACCGACUUCUUCAUCGGCGGAGUUUGUUGCGUCAGGAGGUCGCGACAAGACCAUUCGUCUUUGGGAUGCACGAGGUAACUGUAUCAAAACACUCGUUGGACACGACAACUGGGUGCGCGGGUUGGUCUUCCACCCAGGUGGGAAAUAUCUUUUGUCAGUGGCGGAUGAUAAAACACUACGUUGCUGGGAUCUCACUCAGGAAUGCAAGUGCGUGCGUACAAUUGAUGCCCAUGAUCAUUUCGUCAGCUCAAUCAGGUGGGCUCCUCCCUUGAUGAAGGACACCGGGGCCAACGGUGAUGCUGGAGCCAACGGUACAUCAUCGAAUGGUGCGAAAGAGGACCCGAACGCAGCAAACAAGAUGUCCAUUCGAUGCGUCUUAGCGACUGGUAGUGUGGAUCUCAAGGUCAAAGUUUUUGCAUCAUGA
Messenger RNA from Penicillium malachiteum, 1386 nucleotides. RefSeq names its product WD40 repeat domain-containing protein. The coding region runs from base 1 to 1386 and encodes 461 amino acids. The record is from RefSeq and is a predicted model, not a curated record. The transcript has 3 exons. Gene Ontology annotation, molecular function: protein binding. Lineage: Eukaryota; Fungi; Ascomycota; Eurotiomycetes; Eurotiales; Aspergillaceae.